Molecule: messenger RNA, 2568 nt
Organism: Mesocricetus auratus (golden hamster)
Lineage: Eukaryota; Metazoa; Chordata; Mammalia; Rodentia; Cricetidae
Gene: Rasl12
Product: RAS like family 12
Exons: 5
Coding region: 82-882 (266 amino acids)
Molecular function (GO): GTPase activity; GTP binding
Source: RefSeq, a predicted model, not a curated record
GGCGGGCCGGAGGGUGACUGAGGGCGCUCAGCUCACAGCCCAUCGGCCCCCGAGACCAGCGUGGCCAUCUGCAGCGUCGCCAUGUCUUCGGUGUUCGGCAAGCCCCGAACGGGCAGCGGGCCACACAGCGUGCCCCUCGAGGUCAACCUGGCCAUCCUGGGGCGCCGCGGGGCAGGCAAGUCUGCCCUGACUGUGAAGUUUCUCACCAAGAGGUUUAUCAGCGAAUAUGACCCCAAUUUGGAGGACACCUACAGUUCUGAGGAGACUGUGGACCACCAACCUGUCCACCUGAGGGUCAUGGACACUGCAGACCUGGACACCCCCAGAAAUUGUGAGCGCUAUCUGAACUGGGCCCAUGCCUUCCUGGUGGUGUAUAGUGUUGACAGUCGCCAGAGUUUCGAGGGCAGCAGCAGCUACCUGGAGUUGCUGGCCUUGCAUGCCAAGGAGACACAGCGUGGCUACCCUGCGCUACUGCUGGGCAACAAGCUGGACAUGGCUCAGUACAGGCAGGUCACGAAGGCUGAGGGCGCGGCUUUGGCAGGCAGGUUCGGGUGCCUGUUUUUUGAGGUCUCUGCCUGCCUGGACUUUGAGCAUGUGCAGCACGUCUUCCAUGAGGCAGUGCGGGAGGUGCGACGAGAGCUGGAGAAGAGCCCCAUGGCCCGGCCCCUCUUCAUCUCUGAGGAGAAAGCCCUGUCUCACCAGACCCCGCUCGCGGCCCGACACGGACUGGCCAGCUGUACUUUCAAUACUCUGUCCACUGCCAGCCUGAAGGAGAUGCCCACUGUGGCCCAGGCUAAGCUGGUCACUGUGAAGUCAUCCCGCGCCCAGAGCAAGCGCAAGGCACCCACCUUGACCCUACUGAAGGGCUUCAAGAUCUUCUGAGGACCCAUCUACAAGAACAUUGGGCUUGGCUGAUGCUCGGGGUGCAGGGCAGGAGCUGGUUUGCCCUCUGAUGCACCAAGGGCCCUUGUGCUCGGUAGAUAGUAGACUCCACCUCCAAGCAGUCUCUACAUGCUCACUGUGUGAGCCAGGAGAGCAGGCAGCAAUGCUGCUGAGUCCUCCAGGCCUUGGGCUCCAGGGUAACUUCUGCGUCCGCCACCCUGGAGAGAAGCUGCCCCUGUUGCAAACCAGAGACCUGGGAACAGUUGCAAGCAGAAAGGAACUGCGGUGCAUAUCCUGUGUGGUGAAUCUUGCCUGCUCCAGCCACUGCCAGGCCAGCUGCAGCCCCUGUUCAAAGAAGCUUUGUUUAUGUGAAGGCUUUUAAGUCUAUAGGAUGGCUGACCCUGAGGUCCUACUGCCACCUGGUGGUAGAAAGAGGUAGGGCAGCUGUCCACCAAAGCUGGCGUCUCCCAUGUCUUCUGUCUUCUCAAAACCCCAGGCUACAAACCUUACAGUUUAUCCAAGAAAAAUUCAGUUAAGAUAAUCCUAUGGGAAAGUCUAGAUAGGGCAAUGAAAUCUGGAUUGGAGCAUUUCACCACUUGCCUCUCGGUGAAGGGUACAGAGAGAGGCUGUAGGUUGUCCAGGCUAGGAAGCCUCCAGCUUUUUUUAAAUCAGCAUUUGGGGGGCUCUUGUGACCACCUUAUUAGUAGACCCCCCCAGGAUCACUCUUCUUGAGGUUAAUGAUUAAGGCUGCAGAAAGUCAUUCUACCCAGUGAUGAUCCUCAGGGAGUCCGCAGCUGGCGGGAGCAGACACCCUCGGGUGGGCACCAUUGGCCUGGUUUGGUUGGACCUCGGACCCUCAGCAAUUGGUAUGAGUGUUCAAAGCCCACUUUGGGAAGAUAGAUCCCAAAGUGUUUGGGAUUAAUAAGUUGGAUUUUUGCAUAAGCUUAGUGUUUUACCAAGUCUCAGAUCUGAGAAGACUGUCAUAGGCAGGGCUACAGCUGUUUUUCACCACAAACUCUAGCUGAGCUGGUUCAGGAGAGGCAUUAGAAGGGCUGAGCUGGGCCGGGCAGUGGUGAUGCACACCUUUAAUCCCAGCACUCAGGAGGCAGAGGCAGGCGAAUCUCUGUGAGUUCGAUACCAGCCUAGUCUACAAGAGCUAGUUCCAGGACAGCCUCCAAAGCCACAGAGAAACCCUGUCUCGAAAGGGGGGGGGCUAAGAUGGGCAUCCUAACCUAGGAAGCCUGCUCCUUCCAUUCCCAGCCAACAGAAAUAUCUCUAACCCAGUCUUCAGCUCUACUCUACAGCUGGAGACCCUGAGGUAAGGGGAGGCUGUGAACCACUCAAGAGCAUGUGCUGGCCCUGCAUCCUGGCCCCGAGUGCUGGCUCUGCGUCCCGAUCAACAGGCCAGCUCUGAGCCUUGCAUUUUUUUUUUUUUUUGCGACAGGGUAUCUCUAUUAUGUAGCUCUGGCUGUCCAGGAACUCACUAUGCAAACCAGGCUUGAGUUGGAGUCACAGAGACCCACCUGCCUCCGCCUUCUGAGGCUUCCACCACCCACGACUGAACUUUGUACAUUUGAUCCAAGCCACUUGAGUGUGCUUCGUAGACCACCAUCGUUUGAACCAACCAUACAAUCCCAGCUGCCCUCCUAGAGAAGCAUUUUAAUAAAAGACUUUUUUAACAAUGAA